Ramularia collo-cygni is the source of this 339-nucleotide messenger RNA. Its product is annotated as related to Assembly factor cbp4. Gene Ontology annotation, cellular component: mitochondrial membrane. Gene Ontology annotation, biological process: mitochondrial respiratory chain complex III assembly. The transcript is spliced from 4 exons. NCBI's taxonomy places the organism in Eukaryota, Fungi, Ascomycota, Dothideomycetes, Mycosphaerellales, Mycosphaerellaceae. The coding region runs from base 1 to 339 and encodes 112 amino acids. The record is from RefSeq and is a predicted model, not a curated record.
AUGAAGUCCAUUACGUAUUUGAAGAUGGCUGCGACAGGCGGUAUCAUCUGUAUCGGAGGACCAGCCCUGGUGUAUUGGGUAACGCCGUCUGAGGAGGAGUUGUUCUUGAAAUACAAUCCAGAGCUACAGAGACGAUCAAUUGAGAAGCGAAAGGAGAACCAGGAAAACUUUGACACUUUCGUCGGAAAGUUGAAGGAGUAUUCGAAGAGUGACAAGCAGAUCUGGACGGUCUGGGAGCAAGAGGCCGAGAAGCACCGCAAGCAAGGCGUUCAAGCGGAGCUCGACCGAAGAAGAGACGCUGAGGCUAUGCGGCAGGAGAUCAAGGGCUCGAUUAAGUGA